UGGCUCCAAUGUGAACAGAACACUUUUGUCAUACUUUAUUCCUCAAAGUGUCCAAAUGUCCAGACUGCACCUGAUGUGCAAUAUUUUUGGACCCUGCACAGCCAAUGCUGCUUACAACAAGGGCUGAGCUGACCUGGAAGUGAAAAUGAAUUGGGCGACUUUUUAUGCUGUGAUCAGCGGUGUAAACAGGCACUCGACAGGCAUCGGCCGCAUCUGGCUCUCCGUCAUCUUCAUCUUCCGCAUCCUGGUCCUGGUGGUGGCUGCUGAGAGCGCAUGGGGUGACGAGAAGUCUGGCUUCACCUGCAACACGCAGCAGCCAGGCUGCGACAGUGUAUGCUAUGACCAGUUCUUCCCGAUUUCUCAUAUACGCCUCUGGGCCCUGCAGCUGAUUCUGGUGUCGACACCAGCCUUGCUGGUGGCCAUGCAUGUAGCUCACCGCCGCCAUGUUGACAAAAAGAUCCUGAAGAUGUCAGGACGAGGCAGUGCCAAGGACUUUGAGCAAAUAAAGAAUCAGAAGAUCAAGAUCACUGGUGCACUUUGGUGGACCUACACGAUAAGCAUCAUUUUUCGCAUCAUUUUUGAGGUGGUGUUCUUGUACAUUUUUUACGUAAUCUACCCUGGAUUUAGAAUGGUGCGUCUUGUGAAGUGUGAUUCAUAUCCCUGCCCCAACACAGUGGACUGCUUUGUCUCUCGGCCAACAGAGAAGACCAUCUUUACUGUCUUCAUGCUGACAGUGUCUGGAGUUUGUGUCUUGCUAAACAUUGCAGAGGUUGUUUAUUUAAUAAGCAAAGCAUGUUUUCGAUACUUUCAGAGACCAGAAGGGGACCCUAAAGGACCUUGGCUGACUCAAAAGCUGUCCUCCUACAAGCAAAAUGAGAUCAAUCAGCUCAUAUCCGAGCAUUCAUUCAAGCCCAGAUUCAAUGUGGCCAGAAAGAGCCCUGUGGACAAGGGGGAGAGAUGUUCUGCCUUUUAGCCUAUACCAUCCUGGAGGAUUGUUUCACUAAUCAUCAGUAACAAGCUUAGAAUGAGGCCUCAAUAAUUCAAUCCCUCAUUCUCAUCUUCAUGCCUUUGUCCUGUUCAUUCUGGUCAUUUCACAUUUUACCACAGCUGGAAUAUUGCCCUUGUUCGGGCAAGGAGCAGUAGCAAGAGAAAAGAUGCCUUGGAUAUGGAGGGAUGCCAAUGGUAAGGGCUACAGGUAGGGAUAUUGUCCUGGGCCUAGAACAAUGGGGGGGGGGUGUAGGGGUUGCCCAGGCAACAGCAAAAAUAUCAUGGCAGAUUAGGUUGUAGAUUAACUCUUAUAAAGGGAAGUCUUCAUUCAAAUUUAGUACAUAACAUUUUUAAGUCACGAAAGGUGAAUGUGGAAUGUUUUUCUUUUUUUGUAUUUUUUCUUUCUUUUUAGGAUACAAAGAAAAAUAUAGUGUGGGCUGUCUGACAUUUUAAGGAAUAAUAUUUUCCCUGUAUAUAUUAUAUUAUAUUAUAUUUUCAAUGCACAGGCUGAAACCCAUGAAGGAGUCCUGAAAAUUCAGACACUUGAGGUUUAAGUUACAAAUGUUUUGUAUGUGUGUGUGUGUGUGUGUGUGUGUGUGUG
Molecule: messenger RNA, 1588 nt
Organism: Electrophorus electricus (electric eel)
Lineage: Eukaryota; Metazoa; Chordata; Actinopteri; Gymnotiformes; Gymnotidae
Source: RefSeq, a predicted model, not a curated record